AAUUUGCAAAUAACAGAUCUUGUCAAUCUUUUACUGGAAGGACAUAAACCAACUACUGAUAGUUUUAGAAGUAUCUCCUAUGGUGGGUAUUCAAGUUCUUAUUUAGGAGUUCAAAUACCUGUACAACAAUAUUCAAGUAAUUAUCAUCAAGUUGGUGAUUAUCUCAAUGAAUCAUUAGCUUCAUUACCUGGAAGUCAAGUUCCAAGUGGUCGAGAAAGUCCUGAAUCACAUUUUGAAAUAGACUAUGGAAGUAGUAGUAGUAGUGUACGACAUCACCACAAGGUAGCUUCAGAAACUGGAAGAAUGAGUUCUGUGCAAAAUAUGAUGCGACAUAUAGCUGGGACUAAUCUAGACGGAAGUGGAUUGCGUAGUCAAGAAUCGGAAGGUAGACUACUGGAUCGUUUCCGUGAACUCUUAAUGCAUGGUUUACCAAUGAAAGCAUUAGAACAUGCAUGUCGUUCAAAACUAUGGGGUCAUGCAUUCACAUUGGCGCAUCGAAUGGGUCCUGGAACAUUUACCAAAUCGAUUAAUACAGCAGCUUAUGGACGAGGUAUCGACAAUGGAGAUUGGCGACCACAUUUAGCUAUGAUAUUAGCCAGUCAAUCAUCAUCUUCAUCAUCCUCCUCAUCAUCAUCAUCUCAGCUGAAUUUAUCACUUUCAGCUUUAGAACGUCUUGGUGAUAGUUUAUUAUCAAGAAAACAAGUAUAUGCCGCACAUUUAUGUUAUCUAUUAAUGAAUUCCUUACUGAAAACUACCAACAAUCAUGAACAACAACCACAAACUGGAUAUCAUUUACCAGGUAAAAUUUGGUUAAUCGGUGUUCAACAACCGUUUACUUCUUCUCCUACAAUCAAUAGUGUUGAUCAUACUUCAGAUACAUUCCAUAAAGAUAUCACUACUACUACUAAUAAUAAUAAUAAUAGUAAUAUCUUAUCUCCAUUAUUUGCUACAUCGGAAUCCAUUCAAUUGACAGAGAUUUAUGAAUAUUCUAUGCAACUAGCUAAUCGUAAAUUUCAUUUACGUCAAUUAUUGGUAGGUUUUUGUGUUUUGAAUGUGUUAAUUUUUCGUCUUUUUGUGUUAUGA
Molecule: messenger RNA, 1083 nt
Organism: Schistosoma turkestanicum
Lineage: Eukaryota; Metazoa; Platyhelminthes; Trematoda; Strigeidida; Schistosomatidae
Source: the annotation of a GenBank genome assembly